AUGUUUAACAAUGUUCGUUAUGAAGAUGAAGAGCAAAAUUCUUCUUAUCGUUCCUAUGCCCACAAUGUUCCUAUUCAAUUCUUUGGUCCAAGUGGCACUCCCGCUCCUGACCCUUCUAAUAAAAGCAAACUUACGACUAGGUCUUGGAACAGUAAUGCUCCCAAAUGGAGAACCGCAGCAGGAGGCUUAAGUCUCGAAGCCUACUGUUAUAAUUCCUCUUGCCAAGCCUACAACAAAGGUUAUGUUUUGGUCAAAUGGGGCUAUCGCGAUUUCGAUUUCUUUCUUAAUGACAGGGAUGUAGGUUGUCCGAUGUGUGGUCGGUAUGUUCAAACCAAAAAUUUUGGUUUUUGUAGUACUUGGUAUAAGGUAGUCGGUUGCAAAAGAGAUAAACCUGAUGAACCUCUUCAACAUGUUGAUACCGAAUGGGAUUUUGUUUCCAACGAUCGCUAUUAUACUUUCUUGGAUAGUCCGGAAGAUUUAGUUUAUUGGGGACAACUCAAAAUUAAAGUUUCAAAGUCCAGACCAUAUUAA
This is a messenger RNA of Ambispora leptoticha, 531 nucleotides long. Lineage: Eukaryota; Fungi; Glomeromycota; Glomeromycetes; Archaeosporales; Ambisporaceae. The record is from the annotation of a GenBank genome assembly.